AUGUGCGCCGGCAAGGGCCGCGAGCCAUCCAACCAAACCUACGCGCUCUCAUACAACCAGUGUGUAAAUGCUAACCAGAAAUUCGUUGCAGCCGGAAGCAUUGCCGCCAUGCUGGCCGCAGGCGGGUCGGCCGGGGCGUUGAUAGCAGCGCCCUUCGCCGAUUUUCUCGGACGCAAGAAGUCAAUGACUGUCUUCGCAACCCUCUUCCUCAUCGGUGCCACGAUGCAAGAGAUUGCUCAUUUGCCCUCGUUCUACGCCGGGCGCUUCAUUGCCGGCCUGGCCAUUGGAGGAACCAGCAUGUUGGCACCACAAUACCUUGGCGAGAACUCUCCAAAGUCGAUCCGUGGCUCCCUUACGACAUCCUACAACUUGUGUAUCAUAUUGGCUCUGAGCUUGGCGUUCUGGACAAAUUACGGUGUAUCGCUGUGGCCUGUGUCGAGCAAUCUGCAGUGGAAGCUGGCCUUGGGGAUUCAGAUAAUACCAGGAGGCUGCAUGUUUCUGAUGCUGUGGUUCGUCAUCGACACGCCUCGGGCUUUGAUCGCGAAGGGGAAGAGGGAAAAGGGCCUUGCCAACCUCUGCAAGUUGCGGAAUCUCCGUUCGGAGCACCCGUAUGUGGCUCAGGAAUACAUGGAAGUCUGCGCUCAAGUUGACUCUGAGCAGGAACUCACAAAAGGAUCGAACUACUGGGUGGUCAUCAAAGAUAUCGCCACGAUCCCAAGCAACUCCCGUCGAUUCUUCCUCGCGACCUUCCUGUUUCUUUUCCACAAGUUCACCGGUACCGACGGCCUGAACUAUUUUGCGCCAGAGAUUUUCGAAAUGAUCGGGGUGCAGUCGGGCUCUUUGUCUCUGCUGACCACGGGCGUAUACGGCCUGGUCAAGCUAGCAACCACGAUCAUCUAUGUUGCCUACAUUGUGGAUCGUGUUGGAAGAAGGCGUCCGCUUCUGGUUGGCGCCGUGCUUCAAGCGACAGCCAUGCUGUACAUUGCUCUGCACAUCAGAUUUGCGAAGCCUGACUCCACGGGAGGCACACCGGCUGGAGGAAUCGUGGGUAUCAUUUGGGUCUACAUUUACGCUUUUGGAUGGUCGUUCGGGUGGUCAGUUGCACCUUACGUUGUGGCUGCCGAGAUAUUCCCUGCACGAAUACGCUCUUUCUCCAUGUCGAUUUGCUUCUUCAUUAACUGGAUCGUCGACUAUGGAAUUACCAAGGCUACACCGAGCAUGAUGACUCAUAUGGGAUGGAGCACGUUCCUUCUUUAUGCAGUCUUGACUUAUAUCGGUGCCGUGUUUGUGUAUUUCUGUAUGCCAGAGUUCAAGGGUCGAUCUAUCGAGUCCAUGGAUGAUCUCUUCCAGCAUUCCAUCUGGUCAAUGUGGCGGCACGCAUACCCGACAGAGGAAGAGAAGGUCCGCCACGAUGUGCAGGAGCAUGUACUUCAAAAGGCGAGAGACGAGGAGGAAGGCGGGCACGAGACCAAGAAGCCUGAAGUCACGGUCGUCCAUCAGGAAUGA
Molecule: messenger RNA, 1506 nt
Organism: Diaporthe citri
Lineage: Eukaryota; Fungi; Ascomycota; Sordariomycetes; Diaporthales; Diaporthaceae
Exons: 7
Coding region: 1-1506 (501 amino acids)
Biological process (GO): transmembrane transport; carbohydrate transport
Cellular component (GO): membrane
Molecular function (GO): carbohydrate:proton symporter activity
Source: RefSeq, a predicted model, not a curated record